GUCCACGAGGCAAGCAUAGCACAGACUUCUCUGAGCCAGGUGCUGCCCCAGCUGCACUACCUGCAUAUCUUCCUGGAGCAGGUUCACAGGUACUUUGAGGAUCAGAGUAUUAGGGAGGUGGGUACAGCCAUCCCUGCCAAAAGCUUGACCCUGCAGCUCUCCACAGACUGUCAGCUCAAUGAGCUCCUCUACCAAGAGGAGUUUGAGCUGGCCACAUCGGACCCCCGCUUCAAGGGCAAGAUUGAGGCCAUCCUGCCUGUUGGGGCUGACAUUGACCACUGGAAGCAAGUCCUGGUGUACAAGGUGGAGGAGAUUAUGAUGUCUGAAUACCCUCUGCCCUCUCCAGGCCCCCUACAGAGACCCAGGAGCCUGCAUAUGAACCCCACUGGAGUAGCCAAGAGUCCUGGGAUGGAGAGGAAGAGCCAGGAGGAGCCUCUGCAGAGCAGUGGCUGCUCCAGGGCCUUCCUGCUAGCCCAGAGGGAGAAGAGCUUGCUGGAGUGGCCAGAAAGUGUGGGGCUGCUGGCCUUCAAGAGUGGUGACCUCUGCACAGAGAGCCACCUGGCCAGAGUCAUUGUCAAGAUGCUAUGGGAGAAUGAGACCGUUGGGCCCCAGGAGGAACCCCUGGCAUACUGGGAGAAGAAGUGAGAAGUCUGACCAGCCCUAGUCGCCUGGCCACCAUCUAUC
This is a messenger RNA of Carlito syrichta (Philippine tarsier), 684 nucleotides long. RefSeq names its product ZBED6 C-terminal like (gene ZBED10). NCBI's taxonomy places the organism in Eukaryota, Metazoa, Chordata, Mammalia, Primates, Tarsiidae. Gene Ontology annotation, cellular component: nucleus. The record is from RefSeq and is a predicted model, not a curated record.